Molecule: messenger RNA, 1832 nt
Organism: Physcomitrium patens
Lineage: Eukaryota; Viridiplantae; Streptophyta; Bryopsida; Funariales; Funariaceae
Product: phosphatidylinositol transfer protein PDR16
Molecular function (GO): phosphatidylinositol transfer activity
Source: RefSeq, a predicted model, not a curated record
GAAUUGUGUUGUUCUAGAAUUAUGUUGUUCGAGAAAUGCACGUAGCACGCACGCAGACGUACAUGGCGAUGGAAAGACGAUUUUCUGGCUUCCGUCUGUUAUUAUUUUUCUUUAUUGGUGUUAUUUGUUUCUUAUGAAUUGAAGUUCACUGCUGCAAUCAAAGCUUGAGCUCACUUUUGCAGGCGCUCAGAUGCCUCCACGUUCGUAGCCAAAAGCUCGGACAGAGCCCGCCUUCCACACAGAAGAGCCACCUGGAAAAGGAAACCCAGUGUGCUGCUUCUGCACGUCUCGCAAGCCUCUUCCGUCCCUCGCAUCUCCUUAUUCCAGUGCCCCCGAAAGCCUCCUCUCGCUCUGGCCCUAUGCCAUCAAUCUCAUCAAAGCCUUAGCCUAAUCUUAAUGCCCUGGUUUCUUGUCCACCACAUUUACCUUGCCUUGCCUCACCCGUCAUCUCGUUGACAUUCUCUUUACUGAUUCUUUUUGUUGCCCUGGGGUUCAUUUCUUACUGGAUCCUGUCACUGUAAGUAUUGGAAGGUAUUUUUGAUACAAUUUUGACGCUCUUGGCGAGGUGUUGUCGAGGUUUUGUGGAGUUCGUCUCGGAGAGUGCUCGGAUCAAAAAGAAGGUGGAUUUUGGGCGUUGCUGCUGCUGCUGCUGACGCUGCCGCUCCUGGGCAAAUCUUAAAAAGUCUUUGGGCGCGUACGAGACGUAGUGUGUUUUAAUUUGCUCAGCUCACAUGAAGAGAUUAAUAUCACACAAGGACCAUGAGCCUACCUCAUACACCGAGGAGGAAGCCAGGGUCAAUGAUUUGAGGACAGCGUUGGGACCACUUACUGGACGCGCAUUACAAUAUGCUACAGAUGAUUGCCUCAGGCGGUAUCUUCGCGCCCGUAAUUGGAACGUCAAGAAAGCAGAGAAGAUGCUGCAAGAAUCAUUAGCAUGGCGAGCAUCGUUUAAGCCAGACGAAAUCCGUUGGGAGGAUGUUGCCGGCGAAACGGAGACGGGUAAAGUAUAUAGAGCGGUUUGUAAAGACAAACAGGGACAUUCCGUCUUAAUUUUGCGCCCGGCAAAACAGAAUACAACAUCACGGGAGGGCCAAAUUAAGCAGCUCGUUUACAUGAUGGAGAAUGCGAUAUUGAACCUACCAUCGGGUCAAGAGGAGAUGGUUUGGUUGAUUGACUUCCAUGAGUGGAGUUUGAGUAAAUCAAUUCCUGUCAAAACGGCUCAAGAAACUGCUAAAGUUUUGCAAAACCACUACCCGGAACGAUUGGGCAUUGCAAUUUUGUACAACCCUCCUCACUAUUUUGAAGCUUUCUGGCAGAUCGUGAAGCCAUUCUUGGAUCCAAGGACAGUUAAGAAGGUGAAGUUUGUGUACAGCACGGAUGCUGCAUCUAUGAAACUUGUGAACAGCCUCUUUGAUAACAGCCAGCUGGAGGAACUACUUAGAGAGGAAAACUUCAACUUGGAGGAGUACUCAAGACAGAUGCGGCAAGAUGACGCCAAGUUUGGAUUAAGGAGAAAGCUAGCAGAUGAACGUCCAGAAGCAGCCUGAGCCAUGCUAUUGAAGCCUUCUAUGUGGGUCCAAUGACAACUGCUGCUGCUGCUGCUUCUCCGAGCGAAGUUUUCGUGUUAAAGAUGCCAAGCAUUGUGAGAAGCUAUCCCCUACUGAUGGUACAUCAUAUCAACCUAGCACUUCCAUUGAACUUUGCAAUUGUCCUCCGAAAUCUAAAUGAUCUAUUCUUAUUUGGUAAAAUUGCCGACUUCACACUGAAUGUGGCAUUCAGUGUUGCAUACAUGUUAAUUUAAUCCCUGUCAGAAGAGAAUUGUCGCUUCAAUA